AUGUCGAAGCUCGUGGUUGUUAUUGGCAUUACCGGUGUCCAAGGUGGUAGUGUUACAGACUCUUUCCUUGCCGACACCAACUGGCGUGUUCGAGGCAUUACCCGAGACCCCUCCAAGCCCGCCGCCCAGGAAUGGGCAGCCCGUGGGGUCGAACUGGUGGCCGCCGACCUGGAUGAUGUCGAGUCCUUGAAGAGGGCCUUCACAGGUGCCCAGGCCAUCUUCGCGAUGACCGAUUACUGGGCCCCAAUACUUGACCCUUCCGUGAGGGCAGCAGCAGCAGCGCGGGGCAUUGGUGCCUCGCAAAUAUGUGCCGAGUUGGAAACGCAGCGAGGCAAGAACAUGGCCAUUGCGGCGGCCGCGCCGGGGGUCCAGAGAACGCUGGAGCGUUUCAUUUACAGUGGCCUUGCAAGUUUCACAAAGCUGUCCGGCGGUAAGUACACGAAGGCCUGGCAUUUCGAUAGCAAGGCCGCAGUUGAGGAAUUUGUUCAUGAUGACCCUGAAAUGGUGUCUGCCGGGCUCAGCGGAAAAUCCAGUUUCAUUCACGUUGGCAUAUAUACCGACAACUGGCGCCGAUCACCUUUGGAGAUCGUGAAAGACCCCGAGUCAGACGGAUACUAUCGCGUUCAGAUGAGCGAUGGUCGAGACAAGGUGCCCUUCAUCUGGGCCCGUCGAGACACUGGGCCGCUUGUGAAGAAGCUCGUGGAAGACGUGAAGCCCGGCAUAACGCUGCUAGGAGUCAGCCAGAUUGCCUCUCACAGGGAAUAUCUCAACAUUUGGGCCCGAACUGUUGGUAAGAAGCUAGCGGGUGACGAGGGUAUCAAGCAGAUAUCGGCGGAGGAGUAUGUCAAGAAAGUGGGGGGUGACGAAGAUCAAAAAGAACAUAUCUUGGAGACUUGGAAAAGUGGCGAGGAGUUCGGCUACGAUGGCGAUGACGUGCUUCAUCCUAAAGACAUUGGCGCAGAACACCUUCUGACAUCUAUUGAAGAGUACAUGCAAUGGGAGGACUGGAGCUCUGUUCUGGACCGGGACUAG
Messenger RNA from Diaporthe amygdali, 1032 nucleotides. RefSeq names its product NmrA-like protein. Bases 1 to 1032 code for a protein of 343 amino acids. The record is from RefSeq and is a predicted model, not a curated record. The transcript is spliced from 2 exons. NCBI's taxonomy places the organism in Eukaryota, Fungi, Ascomycota, Sordariomycetes, Diaporthales, Diaporthaceae.